CCCGCACCAAUCAAAAUGCCGCAGUCGGACAUAAAUACGGUGCCGCCAGUGUGCAAAAUAUCAAUUCACCCUGAAUUGCCUUUGUGUUCAGACGUAUUUUCUCUGAAAACAACCAUGCCUCCUAAAGCAAGUGGCAAAGCUGUCAAGAAAGCCGGCAAGGCUCAAAAGAACAUUACCAAGACCGACAAGAAGAAGAAGCGCAAGAGGAAGGAGAGCUAUGCCAUCUACAUCUACAAAGUGUUGAAGCAAGUGCACCCCGACACUGGAGUCUCCAGCAAGGCCAUGAGCAUCAUGAAUUCGUUCGUGAACGACAUCUUCGAGCGCAUCGCUGCCGAAUCUUCCCGCUUGGCCCACUACAACAAGAGGUCCACCAUCACCUCCCGGGAGAUCCAAACUGCCGUCAGGCUUCUCCUUCCUGGUGAACUCGCCAAGCACGCCGUCUCUGAAGGCACCAAGGCAGUCACCAAGUACACCAGCUCCAACAAGGCCAUGAGCAUCAUGAAUUCGUUCGUGAACGACAUCUUCGAGCGCAUCGCUGCCGAAUCUUCCCGCUUGGCCCACUACAACAAGAGGUCCACCAUCACCUCCCGGGAGAUCCAAACUGCCGUCAGGCUUCUCCUUCCUGGUGAACUCGCCAAGCACGCCGUCUCUGAAGGCACCAAGGCUGUCACCAAGUACACCAGCUCCAAGUAAAUCUUGACCACCAUUCUCAAAAAA
Messenger RNA from Leptopilina heterotoma, 717 nucleotides. RefSeq names its product histone H2B-like. The record is from RefSeq and is a predicted model, not a curated record. Lineage: Eukaryota; Metazoa; Arthropoda; Insecta; Hymenoptera; Figitidae. Gene Ontology annotation, cellular component: nucleosome. Bases 16 to 693 code for a protein of 225 amino acids. The transcript is spliced from 2 exons. Gene Ontology annotation, molecular function: DNA binding; structural constituent of chromatin; protein heterodimerization activity.